Molecule: messenger RNA, 826 nt
Organism: Polypterus senegalus (gray bichir)
Lineage: Eukaryota; Metazoa; Chordata; Cladistia; Polypteriformes; Polypteridae
Gene: dtd2
Product: D-aminoacyl-tRNA deacylase 2
Exons: 3
Coding region: 222-725 (167 amino acids)
Biological process (GO): tRNA metabolic process
Cellular component (GO): cytoplasm
Molecular function (GO): D-tyrosyl-tRNA(Tyr) deacylase activity
Source: RefSeq, a predicted model, not a curated record
UAUUAAUUUUCUGUAGUGCCACUCGUGUUUAUGAAAACAACUCUACAUAAAGCUUCCCAUACAAACUAUUUUUUUUUCGUGACGGUGAUUUUAAAAUAACUGAUUUAGGCGUAAAUCCGCCGUACAACUCAGCGUGGGAGCCUACGGCUCGGGGAACCCAUUGCAGGGCGUCGCGCUGUUGUCGCCGGACUGUUUAAGCGAGGCACGGCGGCUCAGUUGCCAUGGCGGACGCCCGAGAAGUUUUGGCGAGGUGUCUCGUGCAGCAGUGUGUCCACGGCAAACUACAAGUGAAGGCUCCGGAGAAGGGCGUGGAGGGCGAGUGGGUGGAGAUUGCACGAGGAAUGGUGAUUUACAUUUGCUUCUUCAAAGGGGCCUCCUCAGAACUCAUUCCAAAAAUCGUGAAUACGCUGCUGAACGUGAAACUGUGUGAGACUGAAAAUGGCCAGUAUGUGUCGGCACUCAGCCUGCCGGCCAACAUCCUAAUAGUCCCUCAGGCCACUCUGGGGGGCAAAGCCAAAGGCAAGAGCAUGCAGUACCACGCAAAUAUCGGAAAGGAGGAAGGCAUGAAGCUGUAUGCGGAGUUUGUGGCGCAGUGUGAAGGAGAGAUUUCAUCGUCCAGUCAGUGCAAAGAAGCUGGAGUUGUCGUGAAACACGGAACUUAUGGCAACAGGCAGGUGCUAAAGCUGGACACUAAUGGGCCUUAUUCACACCUCGUGGAGUUUUAAUCGAGCCAGCAGUUGUUUAUUUAUUUAUUUUUUUUGUUGUUUCACAUUUGGACAUUUUACUCAGGACCUUAGGGAUUAAAUAAAAAAAAAGUGCAAAGGCA